Peromyscus eremicus (cactus mouse) is the source of this 3444-nucleotide messenger RNA. RefSeq names its product SPARC related modular calcium binding 1 (gene Smoc1). Gene Ontology annotation, cellular component: basement membrane. The record is from RefSeq and is a predicted model, not a curated record. The transcript is spliced from 13 exons. Gene Ontology annotation, molecular function: protein binding; heparin binding; extracellular matrix binding. Lineage: Eukaryota; Metazoa; Chordata; Mammalia; Rodentia; Cricetidae. Gene Ontology annotation, biological process: extracellular matrix organization. Bases 206 to 1564 code for a protein of 452 amino acids.
CGCCACGCGCAGAGCACACGCUCGCGCUCCAGCUCGCGGACUCCGCCGUUCAUGACCGUGACCCCCCGGCCGCAGGCUCCGCCAGCCCCCGCUGCAGGCUCUCUGGCCGCACCCCGCCGCCGCCAGGGUCCUCCCCUAUCCCCAAGCGCUUUGAAGCCAGCCCGCGCCCCCUGCCCGCUAGCGGCUGCCUGGCUCGGCUGGCACCAUGCUGCCCGCGCGCGUCCGCCUGCUCACGCCCCACUUGCUGCUCGUGUUGGUGCAGCUGUGCCCGGCCGGCGGCCACCGCACCACCGGCCCCAGGUUUCUAAUAAGCGACCGUGAUCCUCAAUGCAACCUCCACUGUUCCAGGACUCAACCCAAACCCAUCUGUGCCUCUGAUGGCAGGUCCUAUGAGUCCAUGUGUGAGUACCAGAGAGCCAAGUGUCGAGACCCAGCCCUGGGAGUGGUCCAUCGAGGGAGAUGCAAAGAUGCUGGCCAGAGCAAGUGUCGCCUGGAGAGGGCUCAGGCCUUGGAACAGGCCAAGAAGCCUCAGGAGGCCGUGUUUGUCCCAGAGUGUGGUGAGGACGGCUCCUUCACACAGGUGCAGUGCCAUACUUACACGGGGUACUGCUGGUGUGUCACCCCAGAUGGGAAGCCCAUCAGUGGCUCUUCUGUGCAGAAUAAAACUCCUGUAUGUUCAGGUGCAGUCACCGACAAGCCUUUGAGCCAGGGUAAUUCAGGAAGAAAAGAUGACGGCUCUAAGCCCACCCCCACGAUGGAGACCCAGCCUGUAUUCGACGGAGAUGAAAUCACAGCUCCCACCCUAUGGAUUAAGCAUUUGGUAAUCAAAGACUCCAAAUUGAAUAACACCAAUGUAAGAAAUUCAGAGAAAGUCCACUCUUGUGACCAGGAGAGGCAGAGUGCCCUGGAAGAGGCCCGACAGAAUCCCCGUGAGGGCAUUGUGAUCCCCGAGUGCGCCCCCGGUGGGCUUUAUAAACCGGUGCAAUGUCACCAGUCCACAGGCUACUGCUGGUGUGUCCUAGUGGACACAGGGCGCCCGUUGCCUGGGACUUCCACACGCUAUGUGAUGCCAAGCUGUGAGAGUGACGCCAGAGCCAGGAGUGCAGAGGCGGAUGACCCUUUCAAGGACAGGGAGUUGCCAGGCUGUCCUGAAGGGAAGAAGAUGGAAUUUAUUACCAGCCUGCUGGAUGCCCUCACCACAGACAUGGUUCAGGCCAUUAACUCAGCAGCGCCCACUGGAGGUGGGAGGUUCUCAGAGCCAGAUCCCAGCCAUACCCUGGAGGAGCGGGUGGCACACUGGUACUUCAGUCAGCUGGAUAGCAACAACAGUGACGACAUUAACAAGCGGGAGAUGAAGCCGUUCAAGCGCUACGUCAAGAAGAAAGCCAAGCCCAAGAAAUGUGCCCGGCGUUUCACCGACUACUGUGACCUGAACAAGGACAAGGUCAUCUCACUGCCUGAGCUGAAGGGCUGCCUGGGUGUUAGUAAAGAAGGUGGUAGCCUUGGCAGCUUCCCCCAGGGAAAACGAGCAGGCACAAACCCAUUCAUUGGACGCCUCGUCUAAGGAGCAGAAAAUCCAAGGGCCAGUGGAGAGUCCAAGGAGACAGGACCAGCCAUCAGACACCUAACCUUCAGCGCUGCCCACGCCCAGCCACAGUCCAUGUAACAUAAGUGGUGCCUGCCAUGUUUGCACUUUUAAUAACUCUUACGUGUGUGUGUUUUGUUUCUGGUCUCAUUUGUAAACUCCAGUUAUCUAAUACCGCAGCGGGAACAGGAAAGGGAAGAAAAGCUGUUUGUUCUCUCUUGUAUGGUUAAGUUUUUGGAUUUGCUACUGACAACUUGUAGGUUACUGGGGAGGGGGUUUGCUAUUGGGAUCGAGAGGAAAGAGAUUUAUAUACUGUAUAUAAAUAUAUAUGUAAAUUGUAUAGUUCUUUUGUACAGGCAUUGGCGUUACUAUUUGUCUCCUCCCUGCCCCCUCCUUCCUCUGGACUCACAGUCCAGCCUCCUCAGACGGCAUCCCUAGCUCACCUGGGUUUCAAUGGAGAUGGACUCUGUGUGAGAGUAGAUGGCGGCCCUGUGCUCGUGCUGUGGACACUACCAGCUCUCUUCUGGUGGGAAGAGUGUACUGCUCCAAGUCAUUAGCUGUCAACGUCUGUCACUUGACCAUAGGUUGGGUAUGAGUGGAGCUCAGCUCAUGUGAUGGCCAGCAUGGACUCCAAAAUUCUCCAGUGGCCCACAUACUCCUACUCUUCAGAUACCCUUGGCAGUCUAGGGUAAAUACCUGAGCAAAUUAUGCUUGAAGGGGUUGAAUUGGGCUACUUCAAACAUUUCCACCCAUGUUUAGCACCUGCCCCGUGUAGGACACCGGAGCGGAUACACCAAGCAUGUGAGAAAGGGACACCCAGCAGGCCUCUCCUUCAGCAGGUGUUUGGCAUCUGACGAGAUGGUGGAGAGGACAGGCCUGCGCCAGCCCUUCUGCAAACCCACAGGAGAGGCUCCACAGGCACAUCUCCCCCAACACUAGCGUCAGACUGUGUCUUACUUCCAUGCUCUCCCUCCAUCUCUCAGCCUAAUCCUCACCCUGUUGACCAAUACUGGAGUUGGUCCUCUGAUCCCUUCAACUUUCCUCAUGGACUUCCAGACCUAUGGACCAAUUCUAGGAGUAAAAUUCAUGUGGUGUCCCUUACUUCUGCUUCCCCAGGAGAAAUAGGAGUAAUAAUCCAGCUCCAGGGGAAUCCAGGCUUUUGCACAGGGUGUUACUGGGAUUGCAGAGUGGCCAUCCAGCCUUCAGGACAGAUAAGCAGCUCCUUCUGUCUAGGUGCCGUACUGAUUCAGGUGGCCUUCGGUCAGAGCAGCAAGUGACACUUAGCAGCUGUUUCCACCGCCAGCCGUGGUGGCAGCGAGGGAGGUCAGGAGCUCAGGGCUGGUGCUUUCACUGGCUUACUCUUGGCAAUCUGGCCUUGUCUGGUAUUCCAUCUCAGUAUCCCAGAAGCGCAUCCACCUUGGUAGACCCUCUUCUAUCUUGGGUCCGGAAGGCGUUGGCCUCAUACAUGCUUCCCUGGGUGUGGGGAGCACAGCCUUCUCGGGACUUGAUUUGCUGAAGUGUUGGUGACAGAAGGUUCCUGCUAUUCUGCAAAAAGUCACACAUGUUGUCCCGUGAUGACCAGUGACCCUUUCUUGGAGCCUUGACCAAAAAAGAAAAGAAAACAAAACAAAACCCACAGUGUACUGUAGCCAGAUGGCCCUCACAGCAGACUCGGGCCCCGUUUCCCGGCCUGAAGGAAACAUGUGCACAGAGAAGCCACCUCCACGUAGGAAUCUGCCCAGCCAUCUUCUCUCACAGAUGGGCACAGGCUGUGCUGCGUGGGUUUCCCUUGGGAGGGAGGGAGCAAGGGGAAGUAUUUGUAGCUUGUUUUAUAAAAAAUAAAAAAUGAGUAAACUUUG